GCCCCAUAUUUCCUGUCCCAAGUCCCAGCAUCCUGGCAGAUCGAGAUGAGUGGUGUGGUCGCCGACGGUGACCGCGCGUCCUUGGAGCCCGCUCUGACGGAUUUUGCUGAGACGCUGGGCAAGUCGAUGGGCUCUUUCGAGGAACUGCGAAUCAAGCCCAAGAAACAGGCCAAGGUCUUGACCCCGGAAGAGCAAGCCGACAAGAAACUGCAGAAGAUCUUCAAAGGGCUCGUCACUGCAGAGAAGAAGCUGAUGACUUUGGUCGAGGAGCUGAAAUCUGUGCCCUACUCGGAGGAGCUCCGGCAGGUUUUGACGAAGUAUGUGGAUGAUGUGAAAGUGAUGCCGAGCGAGUGGGAUAAGAAGAUUCAUCCUGCGAGCAGCUUGGAAGACAAGCUCUCUGCAAUCAGCCUCCUCGAGGAGGAUCUAAAGCCUAUCAACGAAGGGAUGCGAGAGGCCCGUCGGCGGAUCGGCAAGGCACCAAAGCAAAGCUCAGACGCCGAAACAGAUUAA
Molecule: messenger RNA, 510 nt
Organism: Symbiodinium sp. CCMP2592
Lineage: Eukaryota; Dinophyceae; Suessiales; Symbiodiniaceae
Source: the annotation of a GenBank genome assembly